UCUGGCAUCUCUUAUUCCGAAACACGCGCAAAGAAAUGCAAAAUAUUAGUUAGCAAAGGUGUUUAUAUUAAAAUACUCUGCUUAAAUUGAGCCUGCUCAUUAGGGAACACCACACUACCUCCGCGUAAAGUUCUUAAGACACUUACAAAGGCCACAAACCGACAGAAGCUACCAUGGCUGGCGUACUCUUCGAGGACAUCUUCAACGUUAAGGACAUGGACCCGGAGGGCAAGAAGUUCGAUCGUGUGUCCCGCCUGCACUGCGAGUCCGAGUCCUUCAAGAUGGACCUCAUCCUGGACAUCAACUCGUGGCUCUAUCCCAUGGAGCUGGGCGACAAGUUCCGUCUGGUCCUGGCCACCACGCUGCGCGAGGAUGGCUGCCCGGACAGCGGGGAGUACAAUCCAAUGGAGCACGAGGGCACGCGGGCGGACAGCUUCGAGUACGUCAUGUACGGCAAAAUCUACCGGAUCGAGGGCGACGAGGCGCACAACGAGGCUUCCCGGCUCUCCGCCUACGUGUCCUUCGGCGGCCUGCUAAUGCGACUGCAAGGGGACGCGAACAACCUUCACGGCUUUGAGGUGGAUCAGCACAUGUACCUGUUGAUGAAGAGACUGGCCUUCUGAAUUUCCCUUCUACUUGUUUCCGUUCGAAAAUUAGACAUAAACAACAAACUUUA
Drosophila subpulchrella is the source of this 676-nucleotide messenger RNA. It is a transcript of the gene Rpb8, whose product is annotated as DNA-directed RNA polymerases I, II, and III subunit RPABC3. NCBI's taxonomy places the organism in Eukaryota, Metazoa, Arthropoda, Insecta, Diptera, Drosophilidae. Gene Ontology annotation, biological process: DNA-templated transcription. The record is from RefSeq and is a predicted model, not a curated record. Gene Ontology annotation, molecular function: DNA-directed RNA polymerase activity. The coding region runs from base 174 to 623 and encodes 149 amino acids. The transcript is spliced from 2 exons. Gene Ontology annotation, cellular component: RNA polymerase I complex; RNA polymerase III complex; RNA polymerase II, core complex.